AUGGGUUCUCACGCGGGCUCUCCUCAGCCUCAUGUCCCUCCGUCGGGUGUCUGGUGCCCGGCGGUCACUUUCUUUCACCAUGACACCGACUCAUUAGAUUUGGAGUCUCAAUCCAAGUACUUCGCCUAUCUGUCUAAGACUGGACUGGCGGGCCUGGUAAUUUUGGGAACCAACUCAGAAGCUUUCCUUCUCACUCGCGAAGAGCGAUCACAGCUGAUCUCGACUGCACGAGCCGCUGUUGGGCCUGACUUCCCACUGAUGGCCGGUGUGGGUGCGCACUCGACCAAGCAGACCCUUGAGCUCGCACAGGAUGCCGCAGCCGCUGGUGCCAACUACCUCCUCGUUCUUCCUCCUGCAUACUUCGGCAAGGCGACCAACAUGAACGUGGUGAAGCGGUUCUUUUCUGAAGUCGCUGCCAAGUCCCCUCUGCCGGUGGUGGUAUACAAUUUCCCGGGGGUGUGCAACGGGGUGGACAUGGACUCUGAGACCAUUGUCGCCAUCGCCCGCGAGUCAGGCUCCUCGCACGCCACGGGACGGUCCAACGUGGUUGGCGUCAAGCUGACGUGUGGAUCGGUGGGAAAGAUCACGCGGCUGGCUGCAUCAUUUGCGCCCGAGGAGUUUGCGACCUUUGGUGGGCAGUCUGAUUUCCUGAUCGGCGGGCUGGCUGCAGGGAGUGCCGGAUGCAUCGCAGCCUUCGCCAACGUCUUUCCUAGAGUGGCAGCGCAGAUCUAUGCCCUAUAUCAGAAAGGUCAGAUUGAUGACGCGGUGACGCUCCAAAGGAAGGCGGCGCUCGCAGAAAGUCCUAUUAAAAGCGGGAUUGCGUCAACGAAGCAUGCAGUGGCUUGCUACUCUGCUCCGUUGGCAGGGAUUCAGAACGCAGAGGGUAAUCUAGCCCCUCGACACCCCUACGAAGAGGUGGGAGAAGGAGCUCGAAAGGCGAUCCGAGAGGUGAUGGCUGAGAUCGCUGAGAUCGAGAAGAGUCUUUCAUGA
Molecule: messenger RNA, 990 nt
Organism: Penicillium paradoxum
Lineage: Eukaryota; Fungi; Ascomycota; Eurotiomycetes; Eurotiales; Aspergillaceae
Product: dihydrodipicolinate synthase family protein
Exons: 1
Coding region: 1-990 (329 amino acids)
Molecular function (GO): 4-hydroxy-tetrahydrodipicolinate synthase activity
Source: RefSeq, a predicted model, not a curated record